Paramuricea clavata is the source of this 581-nucleotide messenger RNA. Lineage: Eukaryota; Metazoa; Cnidaria; Anthozoa; Malacalcyonacea; Plexauridae. The record is from the annotation of a GenBank genome assembly.
AUGGCUGCCAGUUCAGGAGUGGAAAGUUUGUCUUAUGUUUGUUUGUCAAAUAAGCCGCUUCGCUUUGAUCCAGUGAGCAGAGAGAAUAGCGUGUUCUUUGACGAAGCUAAUAAACAAGUUAGUCUUUACAAGAAUGUGUUUUUGAGCCAUUGAAGACUGUUUUAAAUUACCAAAUUAUUUACCGACAAUAAACGUAAUUUACAAAUAUAAUAUGUAUAUUUGCAGGUAUUUUCUGUUCGGCAAGUUGGACAGUAUACUAGAGUUGUUGUGAGAGGUCCUGACAAGAAAGUCUCGCGGUUUGAGUAAGUAAAUUAUAAUUAUUUUCUUAUUUAGAGAAUUUAUUAAUGAUUUAGAUAAUUAUUUUUUCAAUUUUUUGUACUGGAAAAUACCAUGAUGUUUAUUUGUUUAUAGGACCCAGACAUACAGAUUAAGAGCUUUACCAAGAAUAUGAUGUAUUUUUUUCAUUUAAAUGAACAUUUAUCAUAUAUAAUUUCAGCAUUCCUGAAAAAGGCCAUGUCGCGUCAAUUAAGUUCUCGCUGGACCAGAAGAUUCUCGCAGUUCAACGAACGGCCAAAGCUGUU